Molecule: messenger RNA, 5957 nt
Organism: Dromaius novaehollandiae (emu)
Lineage: Eukaryota; Metazoa; Chordata; Aves; Casuariiformes; Dromaiidae
Gene: FSHR
Product: follicle stimulating hormone receptor
Exons: 11
Coding region: 38-1078 (346 amino acids)
Biological process (GO): hormone-mediated signaling pathway; adenylate cyclase-activating G protein-coupled receptor signaling pathway; activation of adenylate cyclase activity
Cellular component (GO): plasma membrane
Molecular function (GO): follicle-stimulating hormone receptor activity; G protein-coupled peptide receptor activity
Source: RefSeq, a predicted model, not a curated record
AGUUGCACAGGGAAGUCUCUGCAGUCCUUUCUUCUAGAUGAAGGAGGAGGGAACAGAUGUAGAGAGAGACAUGUCUUUUAUUUUUGCCUAUUUCCUCGUUUUCCUGGCUGGCUGCUCCAGUUGUCAGCAUCACGUGUGUCACUGCUCUGGCAGGAUAUUCAUUUGUCAGGAGAGCAAGGUGAUCCAGAUUCCUCGGGACAUUCCCAAGAACUCCACUGAACUGAGAUUUGUCCUUACCAAGAUGAGAGUCAUUCCGAAAGGAGCUUUCACAGGACUUGGUGACCUAGAGAAAAUAGAGAUCUCACAGAAUGAUGCAUUGGAGGUCAUAGAAGCAAAUGUGUUUUCCAGCCUUCCCAAACUACAUGAAAUAAGAAUUGAGAAGGCCAACAACCUCGUAUACAUUGAUCAAGAUGCUUUCCAAGACCUUCCAAACCUCAGAUAUUUGUUAAUAUCAAACACUGGCCUUAGGUUUUUACCUGCUCUCCGUAAGGUUCAGUCUUUCCAGAAAGUUUUGCUAGACAUUCAAGACAAUAUCAAUAUACGUACAAUUGAAAGUAAUUCGUUCAUGGGCCUGAGUUCUGAAAGUGUGAUUAUAUGGCUAAAUAAAAAUGGAAUUCGAGAAAUUGAGAAUCAUGCAUUUAAUGGAACCUACCUGGAUGAGCUAAAUCUUAGUGACAACCACAACUUAGAAAAAUUACCGAAUGAAGUCUUUCACGGAGCCAAUGGUCCAGUUGUUUUGGAUAUUUCAAGGACAAGAAUCAGUUUCCUGCCAAGUCAUGGAUUAGAACUCAUUAAGAAGCUAAGAGCAAGGUCUACAUACAAUUUAAAAAAACUUCCUGAUUUAAGCAAAUUCAGUUCUUUGAUUGAGGCAAACUUCACCUAUCCUAGCCAUUGCUGUGCAUUUACAAACUGGAAAAGACAAAAUUCUUCCUUUGCUGGAUGUCCUCAAAGACUUGGAAUUUGCCGUGACAGAAAAAAAAGAAACACAGAUCAUGGUUAUAAUUCAAGACACUGUCUUCAGAAGUUGCUUAAAGCUUCAAAGAAAGGCCUCAUUGAAUAUACUGUUCCUGAGAGGUGAACUCUAGAAUACCCCCAAAGCCCGUUCUGAUCCCUGCUUCAGAUGAUUGACUUCUGUUCUUGGAAGGAGGUAUUUGGUGCUGCUGCUUCUCUUCUAAGAGGCUCUUUGCGUUUUAAGAUGUAAGCACAUAUUAGUAUGUCAUUUAUAUCAUUAAUAUAAAUUAUCUCAAAAAUUUGCUUUAAAUGAGUGAAAGAACCUUCAAACUGCAGAAAAAAAUUACUUAAGAUCUAGUUUUAGUGGAGUCAAUAAAGCUGUUUUGAUUUUUAGAGAUUUUUGAAACAUUUUUUUCAUAAAAGGAACCAUGUUUAGAACUAAAUUUAAAAUAUUGACAAGUUUAUAUUAAUUGUUGUGCUAAAAAGAUGAAAAGACUUUUGAAAGAGUAGCUGCUAUGCAGGUACAAAGACUUUUUUUUUCAUUUCAGUUUAUUCUACUAAUUAAAUUAAAUUCCAGUUAAUUGUAGCUGUCAAAACAAGAAGGCUUUUGUUUAUUAGAAAGUCGGUGUAAAAGAGGAGAGACACUCAUUCUAAAAUCUAGAAGGACAAGGUAGCCAUAAACGAUCUGUUCAUAUCUCUCUGGCUAUUAUUAUGAAUUUCUCUGUUCAAUAAAUGCAUUUAAAUAAACUGUUUUCUGUGUACAGCACAUUCAAAGUAGUUUUGUUUCACUGUUAAAACAAUUGAAUGCUGGUUUGGUACAUUUUAACUUUAUUUAAAUUUUCAUGCAACUAAACUAUGACAUGAAUCAUUAGGAAAAUAGUAAUCAUUGUCUUGUAAAAGAAAUGCAUCACAACUGGGUUAAAAGCACAAAAAUUAAGACUUCAUUUAGACCAGUGUAUGCUCUCAUACACGAUUACUUGAAUAAAUGUGCACAUAUAGAGUGUAUCAUCUUCCUGAUCAACAGAACAACAUUGAAUGUAUUUAUAUCUUCUAUGGCUACCAACCCUAUCUUUUAAAAAAUACUAAGCAUAAAUGCAAAAUGAUUGAAACAAAUGAUUUAGAAUAACCCUUCCUGUUAACCAGUUUAAAUCAAAAUUAAAAUUGGUCAUUUCAUUAAUACAGUCGUGUCUUGUACUGAAAUUAGUGGGAAACUGAUAUCCUCUACCUAGUUUAAAGAUAUAGAAUGGAUGUAUUUUAGUUUGGGGGAAUGGUGAAGUGCCCUGCAUUUGAACAUCAAAGGCAUUAACAUACAUUUUGACAGAGAUUAGUCGUACAUACAGUAGCUACACCUGCUUUCAUUUCAGAACAGUUUUGUUGACAGCUGACACAAGCUGUGUGUGCAUUCAAGACUGCCAGGUUUUUUGAGAGUUAUGAAUAGUUUGCAGUACUUGAUCACAGAGUUUUGAUGGUUUCUUUGGCAAGAGCUGUGUUGGUUUAGUGCAGCAGAUACUACUUAUUGUCAUGAGAACUGAUGUGACUUGACUUACCCUGCAUCUUCACAUCUUCACCCAUUCACUCUCCUGUAGCAGUUUAGAUCUCAAAAUAUUUCCAGAUAAUCCAGGGAGGAUAAAAAGGAUAUCUAAUAACCCCCAGAAGUGCUUUUCUAAGCAUCGCUGGGGCAUUUGUCAUUCACGUGGGAACUCUAAGAAGGAAUUAAGACAGAUGUCUAAGGCCUCUUUUUGACUGACCCAUUUACAUGAAAUUUCCCCUUUUUGAGGCUUUUGCAACACUUAAGAGUAAUGUGUCACCUCUCCCAUUACCUGGUUAAAAACCAUAUGCACCAGUGAACUGGCUCUGUUGUGAUAAUGGGAAGUUUAAAUAUGUUAUAGCCACAGUGUUUUCUACAUUUUGGAGGAUGUCACAUCAACCACAGACCAGCUGCAAGACUGACACACAAGACACAAAACAGCAUAGUCAAUUUUGCUGCUGCUUUUUCCACUCCAAGAAGAAUUAUAUGAUAAGUAUUGAUCUGUAGAUUCAGUACACUAGAAUAUUUUGAUGCUGAGCCAAUGGAAGGUAAACUGAUUUUUAUGAAAACUUUCAAAAAACAAAUACAGUGCACUAUGUUGAGCUCCUCUCACAUCUCUCUGUGAUUGGAAAUAAUAUCCUGCUCGGAUAGCGCCGAGGCUGGACAUUAAAACCCUCGACUUCGCAUAGACCAUUAUGAACUUCAGCAAGCUUUUGGCUUUCUCUGACAUAAAGAUCACCUUCUGCCAGAAAGAACUACAGUGAUAUGAAUCUAUUGUUACACUUUAUCAUUGUUCUUUGGAAGACCUGUCACUUGCAAACCUAUUUUUAGAAAGCAUGGCAGCAUCAGGAGACAUAUUUGGGCUUCAUUUCGUGAGAAUAUAAUAUCACUUGCUCACAACUCACUCGAUGUCACUUUUCAGUAAGCAUAAUUGAUUUGCGAUAGGACCUAAUAUGGAAUCUAGAUCUGGACUAUUUAUUCUGCGGAGUGUAUUUCUCAGCACAAAAGAUCUCGCUUUCACCAGAUCCAGACAGAGUGCGUGAAAUGACUACUUGUACAAAGGUUGUUAUUUUUGUCUAUUUUUGUCGGAGCACUCUGCCAAUUUUAAUGCUAUUCUUUAAGUUGUCCUUUCUCUAGUUUAUUUUUCAGACAGUUCACUUUAGCAGAGCAAACGAGGGUUACAAAUAACAUGCAUAAGUGAACCAUGUUAAAAUGCAUAUGGUCUCAAAAGGGCGCAAGGACCCAUCCUUUGCCAAAAAUGUAUUAAAUUAUUACUCUCAGUUCACUGUACAGCACAGAGGGCAAACAUCCCAGGGCAAGAAAGGCAUAAGUGCUAGUCACAAGCAGUCUGUACUAGAGGAAAGCUUUUCUUUCCCUUAGUAGUUUUGAAACUCUGCCCAUCUUAACUGCUCAUGGUGCAAAUAACCAGCAGGAAGACUCCUUGGCACCAAUCCCCAGAACAAACAGAGCAUCUAACCUUGUGGGACUCUGAUUUUACUUGUGACCUCUGGGUGUUAAAUAAUAACAAGAAUUAGUAAGUAAUAAUAAGCAGAAAUAUUAUACUGGCCCUAAACAGCUGCCUUAUCUGUGGGAUAGAUGUAGCUCUAAGCAGUGUCUCCAUAAUUUGGGAAAAGGUUUAUUUUUCAUUCAUGGCUGAAAAAUGUUUGAUUGAAAACAUUUCCUUGGGUUUGUUUACUAAAAAACAGCAAUUGCAAUAGCUCCCAGGGCCCAUGAGUGCCUGUUGCACUCAGACUUGAGGGGCUUGCUCCCCUAUCAUUGCCCCUUCCAAGCAUGCAUUCCCUUUCAGCUGCAAAUUGUUGCUCUGUUUAUCAGCCAUCCUGUCACUCAUCCGUGUGCUAGCAGAGCACAGAGGAGCAAAUGCAAUGUCUUGCUAAUGGUAUUGUGACUUCCAUGGUGCAUAUUUGACCUCACAAAAAGUCAGCUUUCUACCUCAGCUGAUAAGCAAGAUAAAAAAUACUGGUAAUAGUAGAGGAUGCUCAGGACCUCACAGGAGGUGAGGAAGUGUGCCUCACUUGCUGGUGCUGGAGCUUCAUUAGUUUUUCUUUCUUACAAACAAAUGCUUUAAACUUAUGGUUUGGGGGGGGGUCCUGGAAGAUGUAGUGAGUGCAGAGUGAAAGGAUAAAAAUAGGUUACAAAAAAGAAUUCUCACUUGCCUAACUUGCUCAGAAAGCUGUUCCCUCAUGUGUACUGCAAGUCAGGGUGAGAUAUAUGCUGAGAUCCUGUCCUGGAAAAUAUACAGCUAAAUUGCUAUCAUCUAAGCUGUUGACAAAAGUAGGCAGAGCUGAACUGUGUUGGUUUUACAACACAUUGUCAGCUGCUUUAUUUGCUAACACUCCUUGGUAUCUGUUACCUUCAUGGAGCUGAUCAUCUCUUUAUCUCAGCCAAAACACUUGUUUCUUCAAUUGGUCUAGUCAGGAAGGAGAAGGGUGGGGGAGUUAAUCCUCUAGGAAAUAAAGAUGAAUACAAUCAAAAAAAGGAAAGUUUUUACCUUCCACAGAUUUUUUUUUCUUGAAACUCUUUUUUGAAGUGAGCUCUUUUCCUUUGUUUACUUUUUCUACUGAAAAUUCCAAGACUGUUUAAAAAAGACCUACUGAGAAAAACAAAAGCAGCUACUAUUUCUACAGAAACGCUCGGCUGGGUCAGGUUGGUUUCUAAGUCAUUUUCCUUGAAAGUUUUUAAGCAAAAUGUUCUACCAGGUCUUGUGUUUUUAUUUGUUAUAUCUGGCUUCCAGAGAUUAUCUGGAAGCCCUGAAUGAACUCAUUUAUGCUAUUUAUGCUAUGUUGUGUUAAUGGACAGUGGCCAAUGUGAUAUCAGAUACUGAAAAUAAAUGGCACAAACUGGAGUUGCUCUCUGCCCUGACAGAGCUACAAGAUUAAAUAUGACACACUGACUGCCAAGAACUUUAGAGAAAAAAGAAUUCCAGAGUAACACUAAUAGAUAGUAGGAAGAUUAUGAUUAUACAGACUCUUUAUAGGCACAGUUGAAUUGAAUCAUACUUCCAAGUUCAGUCUUAUAUAGUGAUUCAUCAUCAUGUUGCCCCCAUGCAGAAUCAGAUUAUCAAUAACAGAUUAUGUGAGAAGUCCAGUUGAAAUAAGGGAGGCUUCUUACAGACUGCGUCUGUCCAGGUGGAUAAUUGCAUCGUGAUUGUUAGUACAGCAAACAUCAAGCUUUCCUUUCCCUUACAUUUUACUAUGCUUUCAAUUUAUUUACAUUUUCAUGUAAUACCUUAUAAGUAGGGACCAGUCAGCCUAUUAAUUUCAAGCUCCGGGGUAGUCUCUUUAAUCAGCUAACCAGAAAGACAGAGCUGUUAAUGGAAACUGCAUGAUUUCUCAUUUGUUGUGUGCCUCUUGCUGUGUCUCUUACUUUCCAACUCUACUCUUUUUACAAUUUCAGCACUGAAUUACAUCCAAUAUGUAGUAUAUCUCAGGCCAAGCAAGACCUUGAUGAACAGCAUGGU